CCCCCCCCCCCAUUCUUUACCUGGAGCCCUGCGUGCCGCAUCCCGCUUACCAUUUCGACACCGCUCUCGUGCGCAGUCCCCGACCCAUGGAACAGCUGUAGGCUCCUGGUUCGCUUUACUUUAUCCCUUCAACCACCGCCCAUCGGCCCUUGACGACUCGACGACGAUACGAAUCCGCAGCUUCGCCGCUCACCAACCUAUCCUUCAAUUUCAUCUUGCUUUCGACUAUCCUGGACGACUGGAGACUCUAGGCAGGCCAUUGGACGAGCCCACAGAGUUGUUUUUCUCCCCGGAAGUACAAAUCCGGACCCGAACUACGAAGCACAUGUCCUCCCCCUUCCUACAUUGAAUUGCCCGUGACACCAUGCCCGCUACCCAAAUGAACGCCCUGGGGGCGUUCACCCACUUGUCAGAAAACAUACCGUCCUGGAUCAGUCGGCUUGCCGAACUAUCGACCCAUACCGCUGCGAAGCACGCAGAAUAUGCCGAAGCCUACAAAAGACAUGUCGCAGUAAGACCGCGUCGUCGCAAGAACAGCUCUAUCUGCUCCAUCCGACCCGAUGACUUGCGCUCGUCGGCUCCCGACACCGAUAUCCAGCCCCAGUCAUCCGCCGCCGAAACACGGACCACUGUCACCACCCCAAAUACCUCCCAGCAUCAGUCGAAUGUGAACCCCCGGAAACGCGGCGCUGAAGAAGCGCCCAGCCUGGAUGGUAGCGACGAGAGUCCAUACGUCAGUACGCGGAAUAACCUCAUCAUCCACUAUGAUGGUCAUACACAAAAGGUUUUGGAGGAGAUGGUGCGAAACAUUGGAACGGCUCGGAACAACAUCCGGAAAGGCAGAAUGGCUCAGCUGCCGAUGGCAGGCUACCGCAACAAAAUGCUGGACAGAAGCACGGGGAUGAAUAAUCUAGCCAGUUCACUUUCCAGCUCGGAUUCAAGCGAAAACGAUGUGCUGUCCAGCAUCCGCAAAGCCCGGAACCAAGGCCCUCCAGGACCUCGCGCUCGAGAACACUCCCCAUUCGAUACAGCUGAGAAGCAACUGGAACUGGUCCAUGGAAUGUGCGAGACGGCUGCGUAUCACUUUCUACGAUCAGGCGACUGCUCGGCAGACUUAGCCAGCGUAGAAGGCGAAUUCAAGAACCUGCUAGACCUGGCCACCAACGAGGUUGGGCGUCUGAAGGCGGAACAGCAGGAGGCACCUGCGGCUCAGGAAGAAACUCCGAUCACGGCGCCCACGGCUACAACCAUCGAGGCUGACAGGCAGUCCCUUUCGAAGAUUGACACCAUCGAGGUGGAUGAUGGUACCGAUUCGGUGGAGUCCAUUGACCUGACCGCUUUCCGCGUCAACCGCCUUCGUCGGUAGACGAGCAUUGACAGAUUUCACAUCCGGCAUGGCGGGCGCACUCUUUUCGCAUGAAUGUGGAAGCAUUGAUCUGAUUCUUUCCAAGCGAUGAUACCACUAGCAUACUCCUUUCUGCUUCCCAUUCGCUGUCUUACUGAAGUUGCAUUUCGAUGAACCUUUGUUAAAACCUGUCUGAUCUACAAGCGCGACUAUUGAUGAGGCGCGUGGUGUUGGCUGGGGCGUUUGUUGUUUCUGUUCUUCUUUCUCCACGCCGUGUACUUUCCGUCAGCAUUUCUCUGCAUAGUUCUCAAUGGGGUACAUACGUUCAACUGGCAGUGCUUUCUCCGGCG
Molecule: messenger RNA, 1695 nt
Organism: Aspergillus ibericus CBS 121593
Lineage: Eukaryota; Fungi; Ascomycota; Eurotiomycetes; Eurotiales; Aspergillaceae
Exons: 1
Coding region: 380-1366 (328 amino acids)
Source: RefSeq, a predicted model, not a curated record